Molecule: messenger RNA, 3191 nt
Organism: Cannabis sativa
Lineage: Eukaryota; Viridiplantae; Streptophyta; Magnoliopsida; Rosales; Cannabaceae
Exons: 1
Coding region: 434-2680 (748 amino acids)
Source: RefSeq, a predicted model, not a curated record
UUAUAAUUGUCAGCGCAAUUGUCAUCCAUACCUAACACAAUAAUAGAGUAAAAAUACAUGUAGAAAAAAUACUAAUAAAUGAGGUUUGGAACUAAAAAGCACCCAGCUUUGACUGCAACCACUCUCUGGAAAUUCUUCAUUGUAAUUUUCUACUGAGAAAAAAGUUCAAAAGCCAGGCUUUUUAGACAAGAGUGGAGAUUGGUUACAAGGGUUGAUGUGUUUUUCUUUGUUUUGUGUCCUUAUUUUCUUCUGCGAAGUUUUUUCUCAUACUGAGAAAAAGGUUCAAAAUCCUACCUUUUCAGACAAGAGUGGAGAUUGGUCACAAGAGUUCAUGUGAUUUUCUCUUGUGAAGAAUUCUCUCAUAAUUUUUAACUGAGAAAAGGAUUCAACUUCAAAAAAAAAAAAAAGCCUUUUUAGAAGGGGGGUUAUAAAAAUGGGAGGAGCUGGAUGCAGUGUAGAUGGGAACUUGAAUGACCAGAAUUUCAGCACACCUAUGCCAUGGAUUGGAUUAUACAUAGCAGCAGCAUCAGCAGCAUGCCUUGUUGCCAUGGCUUUAGACAUAAUCAAUGGUUUGCGCUAUAAAAAACUCUGGUUCCCCUGCAGAUUCUUCUCCAUAAAUGCUACUUCACUCACCUUAAUAGCAGCAGCAGUGAAGCUUUCUGUGGAUCUAAACACUUCCAUGCCGAGCCGAGGUGACCAGCUUGCCAAGCUCAGUAGCACUGUCUUUGUCUGCACUAUAAUGGGUAACUCUAUGCCUUCACUUGGAACCAUGGGAAAUGAAGAAAUAUUCAUGAACAUCGUGGCUUUAGGAAUACUAGUAAUUACCCUUAUAGUCAAUAUUUGCAUACAGUUAGCUACUGGGGCAAUCUUUGUUUUUUGGAAAGAACAUGCUUGUGUUAUGUUUAUCAUGCUUGUUUUGCUACUGCUAUUGAGUUUUUCUGCUAUAACAGUUCCCACCACUAAGCAUUAUCUUGAAUAUAAGUAUAGUAAGAAGUAUGAAUUAGUACUUAAAGAAGAUUCAAGUGAGAACAACAUUUCAUUAGUUUGUAAACUGAGGGAGAAUUUGAGCAAGUAUUGGAUGAUGUCAUAUAGCUCUAGUCCACAAUUUGUGAUGGGAAGGUCAGUGACUUGCACUGCUUCAGGGGCAUUUUGUUUAUUGAGUGCUGCAAUUUUGGGAGAAGCCAUGGUUAGAUCUUUCUUUAUGCCUUGGAUGUUCAAGUUUUGUGAUGGUCAAUCUGAUUAUAAAUGGUCAACUACUCUAGUUCUUGUAACACAGACUAUUGCUGUUGGAGUUGGUACAAUUGGCCCGGCUUGCAGAUGGUUAUUCGCCAUUCGAUUCAGGUGUCCAUAUAGGGGAAAUAAAGGCACCAAAAGGGAAUUCAUAGUAGAAAAAUACUGGAUUCAGAGACUAGAAGAGAUGAAAGGAUGUCCCUUAACUUCUAAAAUAUUUAAGCUUCAAAACAGACAUAGCAGGAGAGUUGUUCAUGAUGCUAAAAACCGAAUCUUGGACUUGUGUAUAGCAAUGCAGAAGGGAAUUGUUUUGGUGAGUAAGUGGAUUCGAUUCGUUUCGAUUUUCUCUGCAAGUUACAUCUUAUUGUGCUGUGACUUAUGUAAAAGUGUGUCAAGAAGUGUUGAUUCAGAACAAGAUUCUCAAAGGGAAAGAAGAUUGAACCUAAGCCGCUUUGUUUUGCACCUAGAAGGCGAGGAAGCACUUGUUGAUCUUAUGAUCUCACACAAUUGUGAUGCUACUAAGUACUGGUUUAAGCUAGGGAGAAAACAACAACCUCAGUAUCUGAAAAAACUGUUGGAGAAAUCUUCACAAGGUUUUAAAGCAUUGGCUUAUUUCGACAGUGAAAAAGUUCCUAGCUUGGGAUAUGAAAGGCCUCCUAAUAGUUGGGCUAUGCCUGUGGUGACACUAACAAGUAUUGCCUUAGCACUUCCAAAUAUUGAUCCCAACUCAAUCAGAAACUUGAGAUGUGGAGUGAAUGAAGGCCUUAACUAUGUGACAAAUGUGGAGAAAUACUUAGACACAAAAGCUGAUAAGACCAACAUCAAGAAAGCUGCAGCAGCUACUUGGACAGAAGUUGAGCUCUACCACAAAUGGCUUGGAGUUGAUCUUAUAAAAAUGUCACUUAAUCAAGAGCUAACCCCAAAUGAAGUGCUUGAACAACUAUCCCAAAUUGCUAGGACCAAGUUUUCUGAGUAUGAGAAGCUAAAUGAGGCUCAUUCUUGCUUAAAGGACAAUCCAUUGAAAUGGCCUUCCAAGUUAUUAGCUGCAAAUUCAAUGUACAGAAUAACCAAAUCUCUUCAGCUAAGCUACCAAAGAAGUGACCAAACAUCAUCAGAGAGAUUAUUUGAAGCUAUCACAGUUAUGAUCUCUGAUAUACUUGGUGCUUGUAUGACUAACUUACAAGAAGUUAUAACAGUCAAGUGUUUGAGCACUGCCAUAGAAAAGAGAGAAGAUAGUGUAAGGCAAGCAGUUUUUGCUCUUGGAAAAGUUGAAGAGAUCUUAAAGAUUAUAGAACACAGACAAGUUCCAAACAUGGUGGAAACUCAUCAGAAGAGUUGCAUAGAUAAGUGGCGUUUAUCAUACUCUGAAAAGGGGUUAUGGGAAUCACAGAAUGACAACCUGAAAUCUGCUUCAAAUGAUGUCUACAUAACCAUGGAAUUGGAAGACUAGACCAAGACCAUUAAAAGGGUUGUUUUUUAGUAUGUACAUGUACAUAUAUAUAUAUAUAUGUUGAGUAAACUGCUAGCAAAAUAAAAGAGGAACGAUAUUACCGAAUGAAGAAUUCUGGGUUGAGUCGCGGACUAAGUCGCUCUCUUUAAGACGUUCGCGGCACUGCCCAGGAGUGUGCAAGCAGUCGGAAAUUGCCGGUCGUCCCCAGGAUAAAACAGCCCAGUCGUUGUACUGUAUCGGAACCCCACUGCACUGUAGAGCACCGUCGAAUACACCCAAAAAUUUGAUAUCGCAGAUGGAAUUUUAAUUUUAUGAAAAACUGUAUUUUUCUGAUACGAAAAAGAGAUGUUUUCUUCCCAUCAGUUCAAUCGCAUUAUAUAGGCGAAUGGAUUGAAUAAACAUAACGGGAAGAAUAACGUUUUCUGAAGUGGGGUGAGUUGGUCCUUUGAACGUGUCCCAUUAACUGAUACGACUAAGUAAUCAGUUUAAUUAAACACGUUUCUUAAUUAAA